This is a messenger RNA of Dermacentor andersoni, 1483 nucleotides long. Its product is annotated as sarcospan-like. Gene Ontology annotation, cellular component: sarcolemma; dystrophin-associated glycoprotein complex. The record is from RefSeq and is a predicted model, not a curated record. Lineage: Eukaryota; Metazoa; Arthropoda; Arachnida; Ixodida; Ixodidae.
AGUACCGCUCGCCACACAGCGGGUGACUCGGGCCGCGACUCGGCCGGCGAUCGCUUCGCGUGCGAGUUCCUCGUGGCGGCAGAGCGGCACCCUUGACGUCGGGGGCCUCGCUGUUGGGGAUCGCGGAAUUCUCCCGUUCGCCAUCGUCGCUACCCGUGGACGCUUGGCGAUCACGGUGUUGCAGUCGGCUUCAUUCGCUCUGAAGGUCUCAGUACGUUCCACCGCAAGACGAAACUCAAGGAUGACCAUUGGCGCCAGCUGAGCGUGUGAGAGUCGAUCUCGGCUUCAGCAGUACACCAAUACUUUGCAUCAGAUUGUGCGGUCCAUGCCCAUUACUGAGUGGCAGGCUGGAAGCGGCACCUGUCGAUGCCAGCUCGCUCUUCGUCUAGUCAGCGAAUGUCAGUGAAGCGGAAGGACAUGACUGCCCGGACUCUCGUACACAGGCUCUUCGCAGUGACGGCGACUGGCUCAUGAGCGGAGCGUCCACGUGGUCACCUGAGAACUGCUUUCAUUAAGAGGUAGAACACCGCAAUGAAGUGCUCCAGCGUAGCCUUGGGCCUCGCCGCAGCACAGCUUGUGGCUGGCUUGGGCCUGACCGUGCUUCCCAUCCACACCAUGCUCAAGCUGCCGUCGCUAGCCACUAGGGACUGUCCACUCUGGGCCGCUGGACCGUUGCUGUGCGCAGGAAUCAUUGGCAUCAUCGCCGUAUACAGCAACAAAAACUACAAGAGCCAGAACAAUCGCAAGCCCAUCUUCAUACUCAAGAUAGUGAGCUUCGCACUGAGCAGCCUCGGCGGCGUGCUGUGCUUGGUGGCCGCUGCCUUCUUGGUGCUGCACGUGCUGCUGUACAUUGACCGGUACACGCAGUGCCGCGACGACCCGAUGCGCCGCCAGUGCCUGUGCGCUCUCGACGCCGCACGCGUCUACCGAUACGACAGUGUAACCUGCUUGCAGGUUCACAGCACCGUCAAGGGCUUAUUCUACACGAUGGCCGCAGUGUCACUGCUUGGCGGUGUGUGCAGCCUGUGGCACCUGACCCUGCUGUGGAGCAGCCGCUACGUGUACUUCAAUGCGGGUCUGCGUUGCACUGUGGUGGAUCCACCGCCAGGAGGCCUCGAACAGUACUCGGUGGCCGAAGCUGAGCAGAGCGAUGCGCCGCCGCGGCGGCUACCGCAGUUGAUAGCGUCGCCGCCGUGACCCUCACUGCAGGCCUGGAUGCCCUUGGUGGUCGAAUCUCGCUGUCGCGGCAUAGGAAACGUGGCACAAAUCACCGAAUGGCGUCAGGGUAGAGUGGAGGCACGUCAAUUGGAAUGUAGAUUUACUGUUGGCGACAGAGGACGUGCGUCAGUUUGAUCUCUUCCCAGUAGCUGUCCGUGAUGUGACACUUUCAACAUGUGCAGCAGCAAGGUUCCGCGAGCAUUACGGCCACCAGUUUGCGUUGUGCACUGUAGUCCUGCUGAAUGUACUUUGUGUCUGUGUUUUA